Molecule: messenger RNA, 1164 nt
Organism: Menidia menidia (Atlantic silverside)
Lineage: Eukaryota; Metazoa; Chordata; Actinopteri; Atheriniformes; Atherinopsidae
Source: the annotation of a GenBank genome assembly
GCCGAGCUCCUGGUCCCCGCCUGCGGGGAGAACCCCCCCUCUUUGAGCACCCGGAGGCUGGCCAGGGGGUCCGGGUGGGUGAGGGUCAACCUGGACCUGGACCCGGACCUGGACCAGGACCUGGACCUGGACCCCUUACGGCCGGAGAGGGGGCCGAACGAGGAUGAUGAGGAGUUCGAGUUCGACGUUUCGGAUUUGCUCUUCGAGUCCAACAACGAGAUUUACGCCCCAAACCAACAUGGAGGCCGGAACGGGACCAAGGAGACGGUGGGGCUGGGGGCCGUCCUGGCUCUGCUGGGGCUGUCCGCUGUCCUCUUCCUGGCCAACUGCCUGCCCUGCACUCUGAGAGACCGGAGGGGGGCCAAGGGCCAGCGGAGGGGGGAGGGGGGGGUGGAGGCGGGGCCAACGGCUCCCGGCUGCCCUCCGGAGGCCGUCCUCCACUCCCUGACCAGACUGAGGGGUUUCUCCUUCUUCUCCCCGGCCGCUCAGCGCCCCCCCGACCCCCCUCUGGCCGGCGGCCCGCAGCCCAGGGCCGACUGCUGGUGCACCUUGAGGUUGCAGAUCCAGGCGAAGCGCUUGCCGCAGUGCUGGCAGUGGAAGGGCUUCUCCCCGGUGUGCACGCGCUGGUGCUUCUUCAGGUUGCCGGCCUCGGAGAAGCUGCGGCCGCAGGUGGGGCAGUGGAAUGGCCGCUCCCCCGUGUGGACGCGGCGGUGGGCCUCCAGGUUGGACAGGCCGCAGAAGGCCUUGCCGCACAGGCGGCACACGAAGCGCUUGGCCUUGCGCCGCUGGACGGUGGGGGGCGGGGGCCCCCCGGGGGGAGCCGGGGGCCGGCUCCGACCCGCUCCGGGGACGCUCCCGUUCCCGUUCCCGUUCCCGAGGCCGUGCUUCCCCCUCACCGCUGACCCGUCGGUGGCCAGGGAGCUGGAGGAGGCCCCGGAGGCCGGCGCCGGGUCUCCGUCCGGCGCCCAGCGGCCGAAGAGGGUCUCCAGCUCCAGCAGGGAGCAGUCUGACCGCAGGGGGCUGCCGCCGUCCACUCUCCGGCUCCUCCAGGCCGAGUCGGCGUCCGGCCCGCUCAGCUGGACCGCCAACAGGCUCCGGGAGUCCUCGGACACCAUGAAAAUCAGCGGAGGCUCUGCAGGCUGGAGAAGGGGAGACGGAUUUUAA